GCCGAGUCGAGAUGGUGGAUCGGUCCGAAUGAAUCUAGUCCUUAUUGCAGUCUUACUACGCGUAGACUGUCGAGUAGUGGAGCGACGCCCAAAGGCAUUGAUUAGUCUAUUAUGAUAGAUAUGGGUAAUUGCUGGCUGGCAUGAUGGAAGCACUCAUUGACUAGAGAAUGAACGGUCAUGAUGAUGAUGAUGAUGAUGAUGAUGAUGAUGGUAAAGUGAAUUGUUAAGACUGUAGGGUUUGUUAAUGAUGGGGUCCUUUUCUGCAGCUGCCGCUGAGUCUGUUGCACUGUUACGGGCAGGGACACGUGGCGGAGUAGGAGUGGUGCGUUUAACAGCUGCUGCUGCCAUUGACACCACAGCAGUCGAUUGCUGCCGGUCAAGUGCAGCAUCAGAGCUCCUUCGCCGCUGUAACGAUGUUUGCACAGCUUGCAGCCGACAGUUCUUGACAUCUGUGCCCACCAAGUCGCAGACCAAUCUUUCCGGGCGCCCGAAGACGAGACGCAGGGUGUUCUUCCCUGCCACGCAUGGGCUGUCAUUGUCGGCGACCUCCGCUUCGUCAUCAGACUUCUCGGGUCUCCCCCAUUCAGUCGAACUGCAGGCGCUCGGGCUGUCGUCAGUGCGGUCACUCCCGCGGCGGCGCUGCUUCACCACGGCAGCCAUGGCGCCCUCCACCGCGGCAAUUGCUUCCCCACCACCUCGCGAAGUUUCUCUAGAGACACUCGGCCUCACAAAAGCCGGCACACCGCUCAUCCCGGCGAUCCGGUUCGCAGCUUCUUUAACGUCUCCCUUGGUGUGGGUGGGAGAUGUUCUCGUGCUGCUUGUCUGGGAAGAGACCAUUGCAAAAGACGAGUCCUCAGGAAAGUUCCUUGACUCAGAGCUGGCUAGCAUCGACGACUCCACAGGGGGACUUCUUGCGGAGAUUGUCGCGGAGGGCGAUUUCAAGGGCAAGGCCGGGCAGUCGGUCUUCGCGAGGCUGGGCAAAGGUACAAGCGGGCUCAGUUGCAAGCGCGUGGGAGUCGUUGGGCUUGGAAAGCGGAAGUCCAAUGAGGACUUGGAGACUGGGGUUGCACCGUGGAGAACGGCAGGCUCGGUCCUGGCCGCGACGGCGAAGAGCUGCAAUGCGCAUUCAGCAGCUGCGUUCCUUCUCGGAUCGGGCGACAGUGGCUGGGCGGGCCUGAGCAGUAAUAAGUCUAGGGUGGCAGCUGCUAAGGGCCUUUCCUCAGGCCUUGUUUUGGGCUGUUUUGAGGACACGAGGUUUAAAUCGGAGUCCAAGAAACUGACGCUGGAGUCCUUGCAAAUCCUAGGGAUCGCGCCGAGUGCGGAAUUGGAUGCUGCAUUUCAGACGUCUGUCAAGAUCUGCGAUGGGAUCAUGCUGACGCGGCAACUGGUCAAUGCGCCGCCAAAUGUUCUGACGCCAGGUGCCUUCGCCGAUGUGGCGGUCGCCAUCGCAACGAACCAUGCGGACGUCAUGUCGGCCACAAUCUUGGAGAAGAGCGACUGCGAAAGGCUGGGGAUGGGUGCGUUCCUGGGGGUCGCGGCGGCUUCGACCCUCCCACCGAAGUUCGUCCAUUUGAAGUACGUGCCGCCAAGCGGAAAACCGACGAAACGCCUUGCGAUUAUCGGGAAGGCGUUGACCUUUGACAGUGGGGGCUAUAACAUCAAGGCCGGCGUGGGCUCUAUGAUAGAACUGAUGAAGUUCGACAUGGCGGGAGCCGGAGCAGUUCUAGGAGCGGCGGACGCGAUAGGGUCGCUCAAACCAGAGGGUGUUGAAAUCCACUUCAUUGCAGCGGCUUGUGAGAACAUGGUCAGCGGUUCGGGUAUGAGACCCGGCGACAUUCUGACUGCGUCUAACGGGAAAACGAUUGAAGUCAACAACACGGACGCAGAAGGCAGGCUGACUUUAGCCGAUGCGCUUGUGUAUGCAUGCAAUCUGGAGGUGGAUGCCAUUGUCGACAUCGCCACGCUGACGGGUGCAUGCAUCGUCGCGCUUGGCAACGACAUUGGUGGCAUGUUCACGCCACAUGACUCCAUAGCCGACGAGCUCCAGCGCGCGGCAAAGCUUGCGGGAGAGAAGCUAUGGAGACUGCCUAUGGAGGAGGCAUACAUGGAGACGAUCAAAAGCAGUGUGGCAGAUAUGCUAAAUACGGGUGGCAGAGCAGGAGGUUCGAUAAUUGCGGCGCUUUUCUUGAAGGAAUUUGUCCGCGAAGGCAUUCCUUGGGCCCAUUUGGAUGUCGCGGGCCCUGUUUGGGACAACAAGAAGUCAGUUGGGACAGGGUUUGCAGUAGCUACGCUUGUGGAGUGGGCUUCCACACACAGCAGUGGUGCAUCCUAGCGGCCUGUGGCAUGAACCUAGUCCAAAUUUGGACCAGGAGAGUGCUCUGCGUAUGGUCCCUUUCUCACUCCGUGAACCCGUUUGGAUAUCGCCAGCCCCAUUUGGAAUGGCAAGUAGCGGGUUUUGGUUGCAUCCUUGCUUGUGGAUUGGGUUCGGCCGCACACAGCAGGGCUUUUGACGUAAGCCUGGUUCACAUUGGGACCCCAACUGGGUGCUCUGCAUGGUCUUCGAUUCGCGUCCCUUUGCCGGAACCUAGAGCCUUGCCCAACUGGUCUUGUGUUCGUGCUACAAAAGCAUGAAUCUGAGCAUUUUUAUGACCAGGUGCAUGCUUUCUAACUAUGAACAUAGCACAAGCAGGGCCUACCCUCCCCCUUUAGAACCAGUCUCCAUCUGCUUAUUUUCCUAAUCGGGAUGCCAUUGACACCGCCAGAGGAAGGCAAAACUAACUGCAGGCAUCGUCAGCAAUUUUGCUUUGUCAGGUCAGCCUGCAAGUAAGCUAGGUAGGGAUUGACUUGCGUUUAGUAUGUCCACGCCGAAUUGUAUCCAUUUGUUCGUUGGACUUCACUGACAGUUUACCUAUUUUUUGGAGCAGAGAUCAGGAAAAACAUUUUGAUCGCAUUCUUCUUCUUCUUCUUUUUUUUUUUUUUUUUUUUUUUUUCCCUUGAAAAAGGCUUGAAACUUUUUUAUCGCAUUCUCCAAUUUUUAUUCCUAGAGUUUCGGUCCUGGAUUUUUUAUUCGAGCUACGUAACGGCAAGAACCAGAUUCGAUGAGAAGUUUUGGAUUCUGCGAUAAAGUGCGCUUCCUUGU
Chara braunii is the source of this 3139-nucleotide messenger RNA. Lineage: Eukaryota; Viridiplantae; Streptophyta; Charophyceae; Charales; Characeae. The record is from the annotation of a GenBank genome assembly.